This is a messenger RNA of Lactuca virosa, 1683 nucleotides long. NCBI's taxonomy places the organism in Eukaryota, Viridiplantae, Streptophyta, Magnoliopsida, Asterales, Asteraceae. The record is from the annotation of a GenBank genome assembly.
GAAACCAAUAACAAUACGCUUGCUGUCACCGACUAAGCAUCCCCACCGCCUCUGAUCUUCAUUUCAACAUAUCUUCCACCGCACUUUGUCAUACGUUCCUCCAAACCCCUUCUCACCCCCCUUCUCCCUUCUUUCCUGCACCGCCUCCAGACCCUUCCCCACCGCCUCCAUUAAUCGACUUCUACCUUCCACUUCCUUCCACACUCCAAAGCUCUUCCAAACCAGUGAACCACCGCCUAGAGUGACCGCCUCAUCUUUGAAUUCUGUCUUCUUCAAAGAUCUUCCCCCCAUCAGCCACCACAUUCCCCACCCCACCUCCACCUGUCUAUUUACCUCUAUAAAACUAUAUAUAUGCUGCUUCUUGAAGCCGUGGAAAAUAAUGGCGUCCGUUUUCCCCUUUUGCCAUUGGGAUCCUUUGUCCGACUGCUUCCCUGUUUCCAUUCCUGACUCCGAUUCGCAUCUCUGGUGAAGUGGUCAAUUUAUAGGGAGCUUCUCCCCCAAUUUCGCCUGCACCAGAAGGUAAGACGAACCAUGGUUUUGCCAGAGUGCAUCCAUUUCGGUGGCAUCUUCCCCAUAAUCGUAACUCAUCUCUUCUCCUGUACGUUGGAACAGAGCCUAAGUUGGGGUUUGAUUUGGAAUUUUGACAAAGCUACGUCUUUAUUUCAAUAGGAUUUAUUUUUUCUAUUUGGGUUUGCUUUAGACUUCCAUCUUCACCAGUCGUAUAAUUUUUUUUGGUCUUUGAUUUGGGUUUCCACAUUCUCUGGUCCAACAUUAGUUACAAAGUUCUUCAAAAUUCGGUAGUGUGUUCGAUUUUGCCCUUCACCACCGUCAUCACCUUCAUUACCCACUGAGCAUACAUGCCUCUAUCCAUCGUUGCCUGGGUUGGUCCUCAACAGUCAGCACACAUACACGCAAAAUGCCCACAUAUUUCAGAAGCAGCUAAUAAGAUAGGUGGAACUUCAAGCGGAUAUGAUGCAGAAAGUUGCACUGGAUCAAAGAGGCAACGGCUGCAUGCGGAUCCCACGAAGAAAACUCAUUGCACAUGUACCGGAGUUUAUAUAAUGAUAGAGAAGGAUGUUGAUUAUAUGGUCCACUUUUUUAACAGUCUCAGAUGACAUUUAAGCUUGGCAAACUGGCCUCUUUGGAGGUUGUCGCUUUUCUUCUACAUGGCUCAAAGUAAGAGACUUAAACGAACUAAGAGUUGUCAUCGGCAUCAAAGGAGGUGAAGUAGUUAUGAAAGCAGAUGGUCCCCCCAUUCACCAUACUCAUUAAGAUGGUUCUCUUAGGGUCUUUCUUCUUUUUUUUCUAUCAAGGAAAAAUUUGUAAAAAGUCAGAUGGAAAUUGUAGGAUACAAUGACUAGAAAAUCUGCAGAUCUAGAAGAAGAGCUUCGUUGGACCGCUUAAAUAGUUGGUGGUUAUGUUGAAGCAGUUUUCAACAGCCUUGCAGCAAAUUUCCCAAAGGUUGGGUUUCUAAAUGAAAAGCCUCUCCAGAUAGCUGCAUUAAUAAGGAGCUUGGUUAUGAAAUAGAAGCACUUGAAGUUCGGAGUAACAGAAAGCACACUAAUUCUUGGAUUUAAUUUAUCGUUGUUCUUCAAAAUUUCCAAAGUUGUAUUUCAAUUUGUUUGAUAGACAAAAACAAAAGUAGGAUGUUAUAGUCAACAAAUAAACUAAAGUAGUUUGUUA